UGGGUGGUUGUAAAUGAUCAACCUUUUACCGUUGUAGAGGAUGAUCAUUUUAAAUUAAUGAUAAAAAGACUCAAUCGUGAAGCCACUAUUCCAUCCACUGUUACCAUAUGCAAAGAUAUUCACCAAGCAUUCAAUGAUAAGCAAACUUUUAUACUAGAGGAAUUGCAAAAUGUGCCUGGGCAAAUUUCAUUUACUCUUGACGCGUGGACGUCAAAAAAC
Rhizophagus irregularis DAOM 181602=DAOM 197198 is the source of this 219-nucleotide messenger RNA. NCBI's taxonomy places the organism in Eukaryota, Fungi, Glomeromycota, Glomeromycetes, Glomerales, Glomeraceae. The record is from RefSeq and is a predicted model, not a curated record.